GAUCCUGACCGGACAGCCCUGGCAGCUAAGGCCAUUCAAAUGAAGAGAAGAAGAAGAAAAAUAAUAACCUCUUUUGUUGACGUUUGUGUCGUUUGUCUCGUUUGUGUUUAAUUUUCUGCAAAACAAAGAGUAUUACUGACAAUUCUGAAGAAAAUUGACUCAAAAAAUGGAUAAGAAUAAAUCUCAAACAUUUAUUUUAAGUUUAAAUGAUUUCGGACAGAAGAUUUGUACGUCUCAAUCAGAGCCAGAUAAAAAGUACAUCUUAGAUGAUGAAGGCAACAUGACAGAGUACUAUGAUCCAGAGACAUCUGUGUGCACCCUUAACUUGGAUUCUCAAGGUAUUAUUAGUGAAGAAGACAGCAAUGACACAAGCAACAGUGAACAUAAUAUAUCUGCUUUGGAAGAUCCAACACAAUUGGGGAUAAUGAACUCAUUGGAUGGUGUUUCAGAAUUUGAGGAGAAACUUAUGAAUGAUUUAGACUCCGAUUUCUUAAAUAUAGAACCGAGCCCACAUUCUGAUUAUAUCAUGCAGCAUAUGGAUAUAAGGGAACCGUUAUCAAAACUUAAAAAGCUUAUAGAAAAAAGAUUAGGCGUUAGCCUUCAAGGAUAUGCUUUUUCAUUACAGGAUGUACAAAUACUGGAUGAUAACAAAAAUUUAGUGGAGCAAUGUGUCCAAGGAGAAGGAUUGGUCCAAGUCAAUGUACAAAUUCAGACGAAUUUAAAAAGGAUCAAUAUUAUAGACGUUUUAAAACCUGCCGAGGACUAUGUUCAUAUUGAGGACAAUGAAGAAGGUAAAGAAGUAGAAUCUCCCAAAUCUGCCAGAGAAGAACCAAAAUCUACAGAGGUUACAACAAAACCAAAAUUUAUAGUUCAAUGGCAAGUUGACGGGAAUUAUAAAAAGGAGCAAGAGAGACUGAAAAUUCCAUCGGAUCCUAUGGAUUGGACUGCUCUUCAUGUUAGACAUUGGGUACAAUGGGCUGUACGCCAGUUUAAUCUGACUAAUAUAAAACUGAACGACUGGUUAAUGGACGGCAAGCAGUUGGUUGCUCUGACUAUCGAAGACUUUCAAAAAAUCGUUCCAAGCGAUCCUGGAGACAUUUUCUGGACGCAUAUUGAAUUAUUAAGAAAAAUGAAGCUUGUUGCAACGAAAAAGGAAGAUCCACCCAAAAGAAUCCUUCCUAAAAUUGUAAAGGUAAAUAAUAAGACUGGAAAAAAAGAUUUGAAAAUUCUUAAUUAUUCGACAAACAUUAGGUACUUUGAUCCAUCAAUGACUUUAAAUAAUAAAAAUGGAAGUAAUGGUCAAAUACAACUCUGGCAAUUUCUUCUGGAAUUACUGACUGAUAGGCAGCAUAAGAAUGUUAUUCAAUGGAUAGGUAAAGAAGGAGAGUUCAGGCUGAAUCACCCUGAAGUCGUAGCUGCUCUGUGGGGAGACAGGAAAAACAAACCAAAGAUGAAUUAUGAAAAACUAUCAAGAGCUUUAAGGUACUACUACGACGGUGAUAUGAUAUCUAAGGUGCAUGGCAAGCGGUUCGUAUAUAAGUUUGUGUGCGACUUGAAGCAACUUUUAGGAUACAGUGCAGUCGAGUUGGCAAAUCUGGUCAAGAAUGGUGACCCGAAAGAUUGUUCAUAACUAAGAAGUUGUAUUUAUCUAAGGUUGUCCCUAAUAGUAAGCAAGUGACAGCUCGUGGUUUGCGCAUACGUAGAAAAGAACUUUCCAGAAAGAGACAGGAUAGGGCAUAAGUAGGAUUUACCGCGAAUGUGAUAUUACCAUGUCAAAAAUUUGAUUGGUAUUUGAAUAUUACCAAAACACUAUGAAACUAGUAUGUCGAAUAAAUUCAUUACUUUAGAAACAGACGACUUUAAAAAAAUCAGUGUGUUGGACAUUACGUCAUCAGUGUUGGCGUAAUUACGUAAUCGACGAUUUUUUUAAAUCAAACCGGGAUCAGCGGACAAUUAUUUGAAAGGUAUCCUAAUCAGCUUUGCAACAAUAUAUUAUUCGAAUAUUGAUUUCUACAGGGUUAACCAAAAUCAUGUACUUGGUUGAGUAUGAUGCAGAAGUUUCUAAUAAAUUCAUUAUUUCAGAAAUAGAAAUAAAGCGGAAUAUCUCAGAAAACACCCAUCGCAAUUCAACCUUUUUUCCUUUAUAAAAAGCUUCUUAUCGAGUCUUUUCCAACGCCGUUUCCUGAAUUUAAUUUAAUCUAAUAGUUACCGAGAUAUUCUAUUUGGUUUUAAGCCAAAAAAUUACUACAUAGUUUUAUUGUUCUACAGAUAUAUUUUUUUAAAUUAUAUCUUCUAGCUAGUACAACUUUGGAACAAAUAAAAUUAGGACUAUUGGAUGUUAACAGUAGUCUUUAAUGUAAAAAUUAUAUAGGGGUGUAUUCUGUAACAUUUCCGUUAAAUCUAAGAGGCCUCUAAAAUUUAAGUUUCAACUGUCCUCCAAAACUUUUAGUUUAGAUUGACAUUCUGUAAACACAUAUUAUAGAGUAUAUAGAGGACCGCUAAAAUAUUUUUUAGAGGAAUCCUCUAAAAGGUUUCGGAAUAAAUACUGCAACGUCGCACGUUGAUCGUUUUUGAACUCCUUUUAACCUAGAAAUUGACCAAAAACUGACUGUCAGAGGCCAAAAAUCUUAAGAAAGAAGAAGAAAUUGACAGUUUGCUAGAAAAUAAUAUUUAUUGCCAACCGUCACUAAAGUCAUCCAUUAUUGUACUCAUUUGCGGCAGUGAAGUAACACUUUAUUGUACUGAAAGAAGAAUUUUACUUUACCUGUCGCGAUUAAUCAAAUUAACCGAGAUUGAAUGUAAGUCGUCGACAGUAGUAAUCGAAUGGCGAGUAUUUGAGUGAACUUACAAUUUAUUUGCUUUAAUUAUUAAAAAUAUUGUACACAAUUGGCGAUAUUAUCAAUUAAAUUUAUGUUAAAAAGGAAAAUUCUGUAGUAUUUUGUAAUUCUAUUCCUAUAAAAUAAAUUAAAACUACCGAUUUAGCAAUUAUUCAAUAUUGAUAACUAUCGAUUAAAAAUCGAAAGCGGCCAUCUUGCAAAAGUUAUCUGUCAUCACUGUCAUGAAAUUAUUAUGACGUCUAGAAUUGUUACGUCUAGAAAUGUACGUAAGUGUUAAACCAAUAUCAAAUUGUUGGCGAUAAAAUUUUGUAUGCACCACGUCAGUAAAGACUCUUUAUCGAACUCGUCUGUUAUUCGCCUCGCUCGCUAUGCUCGCUCUGCUCAUAAUAUCAGACUCGUUCCAUAAAGAAUAACUUUACUGACUUGGUACAUAAAUAGCUAUUAUUUAAUUAUUUUUUAGUAAAACUUAUAUUUUCCAAUUAAACAUUUUAUUUAUAAAGUUAUAUGUAGGUACAUUAAAAUAUUGCUGAAAAAUUUCAUAUCGUAUUUCUUCUCCUCUUCUACACUAAUUUUGGUCAAAUGGUCUAUUUUCCAUUACAUUAAAGUCAUCUUCCUCAUCUGGUUCUGAACCUUCUAGAACUUCAUCUUUAUUAUAAACAUUUGACAUCUUUUGUAAUGUAUUACAAUAAUUAUAAAUCAUUUUUCCUGCAAUAAUAGGAUUAUAAUUUAAUAGCUUUAACAAACAUUUUGAUUUCAACACUCCACUUAUAUUUUCAAUCACAUUUCUAGGUAGGUACUUCUUAUGGAAUGGUAAUUAAUUAAAAUUAGAAUUUUGUUAUAAUAUGUGUAGUAGGUACCUAUGGCGAUUGUAAAGUUAACUGAGACUUACCUUUCAUUAUUAUGUAUUACUUCUUCACCAAAUACAUUAUAAAAUGCCAUUAAUUUGCCGUUUAAAAAAAAUGUUUAUCUCCAUUAUAAUACAUAAAUAACAAACUACUAUUCAUUAUUCAUAUAAACAUAACCAAACAAAAAUAAUCAAACUGCAUUUAACGGACUGCUAAAAAUUUAGCGGGCACGUCUUGGCAUCCUCUAAAAUAUUCUGAUUUAGCGGGGGUUUUAACGGUUUAGGUUAUGAUUUUAACGGAUGCGUAAUUUACAUAAUACCAAAAUAUUUUUAACGGGCGCUAAAAUUUUAGAGGCGUCUAAAAUUUAACGGAAGUUUUACAGAAUACACCCGAUUGGGUGGAAGGCACUUAUGGAAUGAAAUUAUUGGUGUCCUUGUUUAAAAAAAAAUUAAAAAACGCUGAGACCCAUCGAUUUUUAUAUAUAAAUGUGCGCUGUUUAAACAUAAAUUUAAAUCUUCAAGGUUGAUCCAUGCAAGCCUAACAUGGUCUAUAAUAAGCUUUAUUUUGAAUGGAACACCCUGUAUGUUUUUAUAUUUUUGAAUCGAUGGUGUAUUCAUUGAAUUUUAUGAAUGACUUUUAUGCCAUCUAUGGUGUAUUAUGAAUAUUAUAGUGGGAAAUUUUGAAAUAAUAAUCAUGCAUUGAAACCACUUAUGGAAUAAAGUUGUUUGUGUCCUUAUUUUAGAAAAUUAUAAAAAAAUGCUAGGAUCCGUCUUUUAAAUUGAAAUAAUAUAAAUUUGAAUAUGCAAGGUGAUUCUAGCAAGUGUAACAUAGUCCAUUAUCUUUAACUUAAAUUAAACACCCUGUAUAUUUUUGUUUUUAGAAGCUACUUAACAACCUCAUUUCAUAAAUAGCUAUUUGUAUAACAAGGGAGGAAAGUGCUACUUUUCCUCCCGAGAAUGAAGUUUACUGCCCGACGCGUACCGGAGGGCAGUAAUCAUUCAAGAGAGUUAAAGGCACUUUACUCCCAUGUUAUACAUACAGUCGGAAAAAUUAAAGAAUAGGGCUUUUCAUCGAUUGUCAUUUGUUUCGAGCUUCUGUCAUAUGUUGUAUAAUCUGUGUAUUACAUUAAUAUAGACGGAUUAUAGAACAUAUGACUGAAGCUCGAAAAAAAUGACUGUGAAUGAAAAGCCCUAUACCCAUGAACGAUCACAUCAAUCACUUAUUUUGUAUUUGCUGUCUUUUUCUAUAACAAACGUUUGUUAUUUAUAGAAAAAGACAGCAAAUACAAAAUAAGUGAUUGAUGUGAUCGUUCAUGAGUAUAGGGCUUUUCAUUCACAGUCAUUUGUUUCGAGCUCAUGUCAUAUGUUGUAUAAUACGUGUCUAUUAACAUUAUACACGGAUUAUACAACAUUUGACAGAAGCUCGAAACAAAUGACAAUCGAAGAAAAGCUCUAUUCUUUCAUUUUUCAGAUUGUAUGAUUUUUCCACCUUCCUCAAAUAACAAGUAAUUUUUUCAUUUUUAAAUAAUGUAUUUAUGUAACUAACAAACUUUAUUAGAAAACUAAAACUAACAAGUAGGUACAUUAUAACUGUCAACUGUCAAAUAUAAGUCAAAUUAAUAAUGUAAACAUUGUUAAAUUAAAAUAACAAUUUACUGUUUUUUACCAUUCUGCAAAAUACAGGGUGUUCUAUAAAUAAACGUUAAAAUGUAUAGAUACUUACGUAAUAGAUAAUAGAAUAUUGUAUAGCGCGUUAAUAAAUUAUUUCAUCAAUGACAUACCAUGACGUCACUUUUACUUUUACUCCCUAGGGAGGAAAAGUACGACUUUGCUCCCUACAAUCAGGUCAGGAAAAGUAUAGUUUCGAUAAAGGUAGGUGGAAAAUGUUUUAUCUAGAGUCUGUUAUGAAUAAUCUUCUUCUUAACGUGCCCUAUCAAGUCCUCUUGACGUUGGCGAUUAACAUGGCGAAACUGUCUCCGUCUCGAGCUAUUCUAAAUAGUUGCUCUGCUUUCGUUACACCUGUCCACUCCCUGAUAUUCUUCAACCAAGAGGCCUGUUUUCUACCAAUUCCUCUACGUUCUUCGACUUUACCCAUCAUAAUAAGUUGAAUGAAUAUUAUAUCGGUCUCCCCUUACUACGUGUCCAAAAUAGGCCAUCUUUCUAAAUUUGAUAUUAUCAAGCAGUUCGCGAGUAGCAUUUGCUCUCUUAAGGACUGCCACAUUUGUCAGCAUAGCCGUCCAUGGUAAUUUUAAUGUACGUUUGUGCAUCCACAUUUCAAAGGCCUCCAAACGGUUAAUGGUGGAUAUUUUUAAUGUCCAGGCUUCGACACCGUAUAAGAGGAGUGACCAAAUGUAACAUUUAAUCAUACGCUUUCGAAGUUAAAGUUGCAAAUUAUCAUUACAGAAGAAUGACUUCAUUUUUAAAAAUGUUGUUCGAGCUAUCUCGAUUCUACAUUUUAUCUCUUUAUCUGGAUCUAUUUGUUCAGUAAUAUGACAACCAAGAUAUUUAAAACUGGGUACUUUUUGAAUUAUAUGACCAUCAACAUAUAACCUGCUGCAGUGAUUGGGACUAAUAGAGAUCCUAAACAUAAAAUUUCAAAGUUUUAUUGAAAUAUAAGUUACUUUCUAUCUAUACCAUCAACUAGGAGUUUUUUGAUUGGAUAAAAAAUCUCAGUUUGGCGGCUUUUGAAACUGAGAAUGUUUUAGCUAAUUUAAAUUUUUUUUUCAACACUUCAUUUUUCUAAAUUUUAAUAUUUUUCAAAAAUCCUAGUUGAUGGUAUAGGAAAUAACUUUCAAUAAUCACUAUCAGUCCAUCAGUGGAGCUAUGUUAUUUUUCACGGUGCUAGAAGUUGGCGCAUAAAUCGUUUAAUUUUUAAUAUUUUUUUAUGAAAGUGGUUUUACAUGUACUUCUUUUUAUAAUAAAUGCUCAUGCACAUUUUCAAAACAAUUGGUACAGUACUUUUUAGUUUAAAAAUUCCCAAAGAAGUAUAUGAAUUUCGUACUUUUACACUAGGGUAGCCCCUUUAACAGAUUUUAAUCCCAACCGGUUUUUAAAUUAUAUUGAAAAGUAAGAUGUUUAAUAUUAUUAGGUAUUUGUCUCAGAAUUUUUGUCCUGUGAUACAGGUUUUGUACCAUUUGUAAAAUAAGUGAAAUUAAAAAUAUUUCAAUACA
Diabrotica virgifera virgifera (western corn rootworm) is the source of this 6851-nucleotide messenger RNA. RefSeq names its product DNA-binding protein Ets97D (gene Ets97D). Bases 167 to 1630 code for a protein of 487 amino acids. The record is from RefSeq and is a predicted model, not a curated record. Gene Ontology annotation, biological process: cell differentiation; regulation of transcription by RNA polymerase II. Gene Ontology annotation, cellular component: nucleus. Gene Ontology annotation, molecular function: DNA-binding transcription factor activity, RNA polymerase II-specific; sequence-specific DNA binding. The transcript has 9 exons. Lineage: Eukaryota; Metazoa; Arthropoda; Insecta; Coleoptera; Chrysomelidae.